AUGCGCCUCGCCAGCCCCUCAGUCCUAAGAGGACGGCUUUGUAUGCCUUUCCGUCGUUUCUACUCAUCAUCCCGUACAAUUCAAGAAAAUGACGUCCUCUUUCUACGACAGCAGGGCAAAAGAGCUCCCAAAUGGCACCUUACCGCUCCUCUCCGCGCCGACUCUCGAAUACGUCUCUCUUACGGUGGCUCCGUCAACUCAUCCGACCUGAUUGGCCGCAGUGUGCUCGAUACAGUGGUGGACAGCUCGGGCCGCAGCGUCGUGCUGCAUGAGCCGUCCAUGGCAUCCUACAUCAUCAACAGCGCGCGGUAUGCCACGCCGAUCUAUCCCCAUGAUGCCAACAUCAUCGUCUCACUCCUUGACUUGAACCUCCCUCGUCCUGGCGAAGAGGAGUAUGACACCAACCAGACGCCUCAGCCGUUCGAGAUAUUCGAGGCUGGAACGGGCAUGGGCAGUCUAACGCUGCAUCUUGCUCGGGCUCUUCAUGCUGGAAACCCAGCCGUGCCUCCCAGCUUGCGCAACGCCCUCUGCAGUGCCCGGUAUAAAAGGGACGAAUUCGGCCUCGACCUCUCCCCCGAGGUCUCAGCCGAGUACGAAACCUACCGUAACAAUCGCCGUGCUAUACUACACACUCUCGAUCGCAACCAUAAGCACUCGCGGGCGGCGCAUAGCCUCAUUCGCCAAUUCCGCCGUGCACUCUACUUCCCCACCGUCGACUUCCACAUCGGCUCCAUCGACGAAUACAUCUCCUCCCGCCUUGCUCAGACAGACAACGAGCCCUUCCUCUCCCAUGCCAUUCUCGACCUCCCCUCGGCGCACGACCACGCCGGCCCCGUCAUCCAGGCCCUCCAGCCCAACGGCCUUCUCAUCAUCUUCACCCCGUCCAUCAGCCAGAUCGCCGACUUCCAAGCCUGGAUACUCCGUUCAGGACAGCCCAUACGUCCAGAGAGGGUCAUUGAGCUGCCUGUCUCCACCACGGCUGAUGGUGUACGUGACACCGGUGGCGGCAAGGAGUGGGAUGUCAAGACAGUCAUUCCCAAGGACCAACCUGACGGUUCCCCUGUGCAGGUCAUGCGACCCCGAGUUGGUGAUCGCAUAGCCGGCGGUGGAUUCGUUGCUGUAAUGCGUCGAUGGCCCGCUGGGCAGGUGCCGUCUGAAGCUCAGUCCUUGGGCGAUGAGGCUGUUUCUGAGCUGGAUGAGCUCACUGGGACGGAUGAGGUGCCCGAGAGUGAGAAGCCAUCGGAGACCUCAUAG
This is a messenger RNA of Fusarium keratoplasticum, 1254 nucleotides long. RefSeq names its product TRNA (adenine(58)-N(1))-methyltransferase catalytic subunit TRM61. Gene Ontology annotation, biological process: tRNA methylation. Gene Ontology annotation, cellular component: tRNA (m1A) methyltransferase complex. The transcript has 3 exons. The record is from RefSeq and is a predicted model, not a curated record. NCBI's taxonomy places the organism in Eukaryota, Fungi, Ascomycota, Sordariomycetes, Hypocreales, Nectriaceae. Bases 1 to 1254 code for a protein of 417 amino acids.